AUGUAACCUUCCUUCAAAUAUCGAGCUCCAUGUGGCUUAUAGUAUUUCCAAUAGUAAAUCAUUGUAGAAAAUGAAGUAAAUUCUAGUAUUUUUAUAACAGAUUCCAGAAUUAGAUACUUUUGAAGAAUUUUGUAGCAAUAUUCCCGAUUAAGACAAUUAAGACAUAAACUUCUCAAAAUAAUCACAAACUCAAAAUUCAUAAUUGAUUAGGAUUGAUUGUUAAUAAACACAUGAAUCAAAAUCAUCAGAAUUACAAAAAUCAAUUGAUUCUCGAGAAUAAAAGAGUAAAUCAAAAAUAAAAAACCAGCAGAACUAAGGAAAUGAAUAAAUAACAUAUAUGCAAUUUGUUGAAUUUAAUCCUUAAAACAUAAUAUCAGAAUAAACUAAUUAGAGGGUUGAUACAUAAUAAAGUUAAAAAGAUACAAUGCCAGAACCACCAGCCCCAUAAAAUAAAAAUACAACUAAAUUCUGUUUUCCAUCUAAAGGAAGUGGAUUCAACAAUUGUAAAUAAUUAUUUAAAAAUAUAUAGUAAAGAAAUAGUUAUGUGGCAAUUCGGAUAUUUAGAACAAUAAUAGAAAUCAAAGUAAUUCUGAAUAGACUGUUUUAAAAAAUCAAUCCUUAUCAGAAAAUAAGAAUACAAUAGAGGAAGACUUAAGAAAAUAAAUUGUUUAACUGAACAAAGAAAAAAAUUAGAUUUAAAUACAAUAUUAGUAGUAAAUAAAACAGUUAGUGGAGCAAAAUUAAUUUCUAGAAUAAUAAUUGAUUGAAUAAAAGUAAUAAACUUAGACACUGAAUUCAGAUAAAUUGAUUUUAUAAAAAAAAAUCGACAUUUUAUCAAAAAGAUAGAGUGGAGAUAAAAAUAUAAUGGCUGAAACCUGCAAUAUCAAUGAGACUGUGCCAACUAAAUUGACAUAUAGCGAAAAGAUUUCAUAUUUAAUCGAGAAAUUAAAUUAGAAAUGCUAAGAAAAUGCACGUCUCUAAUACGAUAUCUUAUUGUUAUAAAAUAAUGUACAUUUUUAUAAUUAAGCUAUUAGAUUGAAUUAUUAGAAACCUCGAAGAUUUUGUAAUUGACAAAUAAUAACAUAUUAUCUCUGGAUCCAGGCAAAAUCUCUCAUCGAAAUCAUUCUCCUUAAUAAUAAUCAUAGAAUAGAGCAUAAUCAUUAAGUAAGGAUAGCCGAACAAGUCUUCUAACUCAGUAGAAGUAACCAUUGAACAUUACAAUAAACUAUCCAGCUGAAAGUAAAAAUAUAGUAAAUUUGUAAUAUUUGAAUUAAAUUUAGAUCUGCUAUGAUUUCACCAUUAUCCAGAUGUGCUUAAAUUAUUCAAUAAAAAUAAUUAAAUUAAAAGAUUUAAAAAAAUACCCACUAAUUUCAAGAAGAUAUUUAAACCUAAAAAAUACAGUAAGAUUCAAUAUUAUUCCCAAAGCACUAAAAACUCUACAUCUGUCGGAGAAUUAAUGUCUAUGAAAUCUGAUGCCAUCAAUUAUUCCAAUAUAAUUAAUAGAAUUCUUAGAAAGGAAUCAUACUCAAUAUCAUCUCCUGAUGGUAGAGCUACCUAAAAAUUCAAAUAAGCAUUAAACGAAAAAUUAAAUCAUCUACAACAAGACAGUUCUAAGUCAUAUGGCAGUCUACUAUUUUCUUUGGGGGAACACAAACUUAAAGAAGCUAAUAAUUGUUUCAGGCAAAUUUCUCCAAAAAGAGAGAAAAAAAAGUCGAAAUAGUAAUUUUAGAAAACAAUAUACUAGACUAUUCGGUUUUAUGAAUUAAUAAAAUUCGAGGAAGUAGUCAGAUUUAUUAAAAUCAGAAGAAUCUCAUCGCUCUGAUUUAGGAAGAAGAUCUGAAAAGUAUAAUAAAUUAAUUUAAUAAAGAAAAAAUGGAAUUGAUCCAAAUACUGAAAUCAUAUAAUUUAUGAAGGAAAUGCAACAAAAGAAAUCAGAUAGUAAUUUAUAUUAUAAAUUAAUUUUAUAGUCUCGAAAAAUAUUAAAUAAUUAAAUCCUAGUUCACAAUUAACAAGGCCUUUGAUUACUGAUAUAAAGGAAGAAAAAAGUAAUCGUUAAUAAAAAUUUUGA
This is a messenger RNA of Paramecium sonneborni, 2068 nucleotides long. NCBI's taxonomy places the organism in Eukaryota, Ciliophora, Oligohymenophorea, Peniculida, Parameciidae. The record is from the annotation of a GenBank genome assembly.